Hydra vulgaris (swiftwater hydra) is the source of this 380-nucleotide messenger RNA. RefSeq lists its product as uncharacterized. Lineage: Eukaryota; Metazoa; Cnidaria; Hydrozoa; Anthoathecata; Hydridae. The record is from RefSeq and is a predicted model, not a curated record.
UUUAUCGUAGAGUGUUAUAAAAAUCAAAAAAUGUUAUGUGAUAUUUGCAACACUUGGAUGUCAAGGACUCAAUAUAUGCUACAUCGUGCUUCAGACAAAUGUAAAUCUUCAUUGUUAGAUGAUUCUAGAACAGUUGUAUCUGAAGUAACUGUUGAUAAAAUGGAAGUCGUAGUGUAUGAGGCAGAAAUUAUGGAGGAUAGAGGAGAUAUUGUUUUAGAUGAGUCUGUCACAACACUUCAACCUUCAAUGGACGAAGAUGUCUUAAAGAGUAGAGUGGAUGUGGUGGAAAAUGGAGAAGAAAUUGGUAUAUCUAUUAUGUAUAUUUUAUAUAACAUAUAAAUUAUAUGUAUAACAUAGGUUGUACCGUGUUCUGUACUUAA